GCCGAGGACGACAAACCCUUCCUGGCCCCCCCCAGCGGCAAAUUCAGCCGCAGCCUCUCGGUGCCGGGCUCCGACGACAUCCCCCCCCCCCCAACCACCUCCCCCCCGGAACCCCCUUACAGCACCCCCCCGGCACCCAUGGGUGCCACCGGCCGCGGCCCCGCCGGGGGGGGGCCCUGGCGCCUCUACAACCUCCAAAGCCGGGGGGGGUCCCGGCCCCGGCGGCGGCGGUGGCGGCGGGGGGGGGCCGGGGGGGGGCCCCCCCAAACCUUUACGCCGCAAGGGCCCGCUGGUGAAGCAGACGAAGGUGGAGGAAGGCGGCGGGGGGGGCGCGCCGGGGGGGGGCGAGAAAGCUCCAUCGCCAUCCCCACCAUCGUGGUCAAGGCCCCCUCCACCAGCAGCAGCGGCCGCAGCAGCCGGGGCAGCAGCGUGGAAGCCGAGGGGGCCCCCCCUGGCCCGGGGGGGGGCCAACGAAAGCGGGGUGUCCCCCCCCCUCCGCCGGGCCCCCCGCCUUCGUCUCCCGGCGCCGCCGGUGCCCCCCACCCGCCGCCGGCGGCCCCCCAGUUGGAUUUCACCUCCCAGUUCGGGGCUGCGCUGGUGGGGGCGGCCAGGCGGGAGCGCGAGUGGCCCGGGGAGGCGUCGAGGCGGCGCUCGGCGCUCUUCCUCUCCACCGAGGAAGAGGAGGAGGGCGCCGGGGGGGGCCCCGGCUCGCUGGCCGCCCCCCGCCUGCGCCACUCCAAGAGCAUCGACGAGGGGAUGUUCGCCGCCGACGCCUUCCCCCCGCGGGGGUACCGGGGGGGCAAAGGGGGGGCCGGCAGCGCCUUCAGCAGCGUGCCGGGGCACCCUGCCGCGGCACCCAUGCAUGCGGCGGCGGCGGCACCCAUGCAUGCGGCGGCGGCGGGGCUGCACCCCGGGGCCGCGCCGCUGCACGGCGGCGCGCCGGGCAUGCACGGCGCGCCCUCGCCCGUGCACGGCGCGGGCUCGCCCAUGCACGGCGCGGGCUCGCCGGUGCACCCCGGCGCGGCGCCCAUGCACGGCGCCACGGCUCCCAUGCACGGCGGCGGCGCAGCUGCAGCGCUGCGCUCGGGCGCCGGCUUGCACGCCCCGCCGGGUUGCAAGGGGCUGGCGGCGCUGCAGGCGGCCACCAUGCCGCUGCAAGCCGGGGCCGUGUCGCUGCAAGGGGGGCUGGCGCCGCUGCAGCCGGGGCUGGCGCCGCUGCAAGGCGGCGUGGCGCUGCCCUCGGGGGCGGCCUCGCUGCAGCCGGGGCUGGCGGCGUUGCAGUCGGGCUUGGGGCCGCUGCAAGCGGGCUUGGGGCCGCUGCAGCCGGGCUUGGCCUCGCUGCAGGCGGGCGCCUUGGCCUUGCAGCCGGGGCUGGCGCCGUUGCAAGCCGGCGCCCUGGCCUUGCAACCCAACCUCGCCUCGCUGCAGGCCCUGCAGGCCGGCACGCUGCCCUUGCCGGCGGGCGCCUCCAAGGCGGCGCCGUUGCAAGCGGCGCCGGCGCCGUUGCAGAGCGGGGCGCUGCAAGGCGGGGCGUUGCAAGGGGGGGCGGCGGCGGCCUUGCAAGCGGCGCCCCCUCCGCUCCCCAAAGCCGCCCCCGCCGGCCCCCCCCGGGCGGAACCCCCCCGGCGCUCCAGCCGCCCCCCGUCGCCCGCCGAGCCUUGGCUGGCGGGGGGGGGCGCCGAGGCUCGCUUGGAGCUGCGGGUGCGCUUCGCCGAGGCGGGGGGGCUGCUGGCCUUGCCCCCCCCGGCCCCCUCGGUGGACGGGGACGAGGAGCUGCUGCUGGCCGAGCCCCUGCCGCCCCCCCUGGAAUUUUCCAACAGCUUCGAGGCGGCGGAGAGCGCCGCCCCCGUGGGCGACUCGACGGCCUCCAGCCUCACCUCCUACGACAGCGAGGUGGCCACCCUCACCCAGGCGGUGGCCGAGCCCCGCCGGGGGGGGGGCGGCCUCGUCACCGCCGUGCCCCCCGAGGGGACCGAGGCGGUGACCGACUCGGGCAUCGAGGAGGUGGACAGCCGCAGCAGCAGCGACCACCCCCCCGAAAGCGCCGAGCCCCCCCCGGCCUUCGCCGCCCUCCUGGAGGGCCCCGAGCGAGCCAGGGCGAGGGGGCGCCCCCGAGGGGGGGCCGGGGCCGGGGAGGGGGGGGGGAGGAGGGGGGAGCCCCCCCCCCCACAACCCCUCUGCCGGCCCCCCCCGCCGCUCGCCCACGCUGCCCUGGGAGGAGGCCGGGCGCAGCGGCGGGGGGUGGCCCCGGGGGGGCGGCGAGGCCGGCUACGGGGCGGAGAGGAGCGGAGCGCUGGGGAGGCACAGCCAUUGCAUCUGGCACCCGUUGCACUGCAAAAGUCGUUGCACGGAUGCACAGGAUCAUUGCAGCACAGGACUCAUUGCAUCCCUGCAGCCGGCACCCAUUGCACACCAAACAUUGUUGCAUGGGCACACGGGGGUGUUGCAGCGCAGGACUCGUUGCAUCCUAGCAGCCGUUGCUGCAGUCACACAUUGCACCAUAAAAGUUGUUGCAUGGGCGUGUGGUGUCGUCUCAUCGCGGGACUCGUUGCAUUCCAGCAGCCGUUGCACACCAAAAGUUGUUGCAUGGAUGCUCAGUGUCAUUGCAGCACGGCACCCACUGCAUCCCAGUACCCAUUGCAGCACAGCACCCGUUGCAUCCCAGUACCAAUAGCAGCCAGCGUUCAUUGCAACCCAACACCCAUUGCAUCCCAGCUCCCCGACGCCACCACCCCCUCCCCACCCACCCCCAAGCCCCCCACCGCCCUCUUCCCCAACUGGCCGCCCCCCAAGCCCCCGGGGGCCGGGGGGGAGCUGGACGUGCGCCCCCCGUUACGCCGCGCCCCCAGCCCCGCCACCCUGCCCAGCGAGCGCCGCGGCAGCCCCGCGCCUCGCCCGGCCUCGCUGCCCACCCUCCCCAGCGGCCCCCUUUACGCCGGCCUCCUGGAGCUGCGGGGGGGGCCCGGCGCUUUCGGCGAGCUGCCCCCCACCCGCUCGCUCUCGCCCACCCGCCCGCCGCCCCCCGAUAAACCCUUCGGCGCCAAACCGUUGGCUUUUUGGAGUAAAUUCGACGUGGCCGACUGGCUGGAGUACCUGAACCUGGGCGAGCACCGGGACCGCUUCUUGCACAACGAGAUCGACGGCUCCCACCUGCCCUCGCUCACCAAGGAGGACUACAUCGACCUGGGCGUCACCCGCGUCGGGCACCGCAUGAACAUCGACCGCGCGCUCAAGCUCUUCCUCGAGAGGUGAUGGCCGGGGCGGCGGGGAGCGGGCAGG
Molecule: messenger RNA, 3279 nt
Organism: Cygnus olor (mute swan)
Lineage: Eukaryota; Metazoa; Chordata; Aves; Anseriformes; Anatidae
Product: SH3 and multiple ankyrin repeat domains protein 1-like
Cellular component (GO): postsynaptic density; dendritic spine; postsynaptic membrane
Molecular function (GO): synaptic receptor adaptor activity; ionotropic glutamate receptor binding
Source: RefSeq, a predicted model, not a curated record